Molecule: messenger RNA, 822 nt
Organism: Fomitiporia mediterranea MF3/22
Lineage: Eukaryota; Fungi; Basidiomycota; Agaricomycetes; Hymenochaetales; Hymenochaetaceae
Product: mRNA capping enzyme
Exons: 5
Coding region: 1-822 (273 amino acids)
Molecular function (GO): polynucleotide 5'-phosphatase activity
Source: RefSeq, a predicted model, not a curated record
AUGGGCACGAACUUGAAGCCGUUAUCGCUUUCUAUACUUGGCGUCGAGCCGCUUGAUGAGUUCAUUCGAGAGAUUGCAGAUUUUAUCUAUGAGUGUAUUAGGACUCGACCGGAUGUGGAUGGACAGGUGGAGGUGGAGGCGAAGUUGGGCUUGUUGAAAUAUCGGGAUGACAACGUGCGUGUUGCGUUCCCUGUUCGUUCGGAAGCGAUUAUUUCUAGCGAUGACCAUAGGUUCGAAUCUAACAUGACAGCGCUACAACACAAACAUUUCAACCAGCGACUCAACCAGCUCGAAGCAUCUUCACACCGACCAGACUAUCCCUCUUCACCUAUUCGAUACCAACAUUCUUACCUUAUUGAUUCGUUCUACCCGUCCGAGGGCUCGGACAAGAUUCGCGUCACCCGAGAUGAGAAAACUGGAGACGUGAAGGAAUGUAUGAAGAAAAUACGAUUGGGUAACUUGGAUAUCUUUAGUCCGAAGAAUAAUGCGGAUUGGCGGGUUAGUGUUAAUAUGGAGAUUCCAGUCCCACAUCCGGUUGGUUCUGUCUCGUUCUCGCGAAGAAAGGAUCGCAUGUCGUACUCGCAUGAGGAAUUUGUUAUUGACCUUACACAGGUUACGCAGACGUCUGGUCCCGGUGGUCAGCCACAAAUCAUGCAUGAACUGGAAGUUGAGCUCGCACGGCCGUCUGUUCUGCUCUCCACAGCAGCUGUACGCGGCGCAGAGAACGCACCACCGCUGGAAAGAGACGCGUAUGACGAACUGAUUCGUGCGUUCGUGAAUAACGUGCGGGUCCUUGUUAGGAAUACGAGGCCACCAGUAUGA